Messenger RNA from Colletotrichum higginsianum IMI 349063, 1140 nucleotides. Its product is annotated as Pre-60s factor. Lineage: Eukaryota; Fungi; Ascomycota; Sordariomycetes; Glomerellales; Glomerellaceae. Gene Ontology annotation, biological process: ribosomal large subunit biogenesis. Bases 1 to 1140 code for a protein of 379 amino acids. The record is from RefSeq and is a predicted model, not a curated record. Gene Ontology annotation, cellular component: preribosome, large subunit precursor. The transcript has a single exon.
AUGGAACAAUCAACCACCUCCCACUUCAAGCUCUCGGCAACGUCCUGCGGCACCUGCGCCGUCCACUUCGACAAUGCCGACACGCGCCGCGCCCACUCCAAAAGCCAGUGGCACGUCACGAACCUCAAGCGCCGCAUCGCCGACCUCGAGCCCCUGACCGCCAAGCAACACGCCGCGAUCCUCGAAACCUCCACCGCGCCGCCCGUGGGACCCACCACAUCAGGGUCCGACACGGAGCACUCCUCUUUGUCUUCCGUCUCCGACGUCGAUCUCAGCGACGCCGAACCCGAUGACGACGGCGACAACUUCAGUCCCGAAGCCUGUCUGUUUUGCAACGCAGUAUCCGUCUCGUUCGACGACAACGUCGCGCACAUGGGCCGGGCGCACGGCAUGUUCAUCCCCAACCGGGAAGGGCUGAUUGUUGACCCCGAGACCCUCGUCCGUUACCUGCACCUCGUCAUCUCCGGCUACCGCGAGUGCCUCCAGUGCGGCACCCAGCGACGCACCGCUUCCGCCGUGCAGCAGCACAUGCUGGGCAAGGGGCACUGCAAGUUCGACAUCGCGGCCGAGGACUCCGAGUUCAGAGACUUUUACCAAGCCUCGACCGAGAAAGGCGACGACGGGACGCAGAGGCAAGAGACCAGGAAGGCCAUCUCCGACGCCACCGAGGAGGGCGGCUCCGUCCGCCUCCCGUCCGGGAAAACGCUCACCCACCGCUCGUCCCCAGCCGCGUCCCGCCAGCGGACGAGACUCACCCCCGCCGCCGCCGCCUCCGGUUCCGGUCCCGACACCCUCCUUCCAGGAGGCACGGCGACCGACGAGUCCGACGCAAGCCUCCGACUAACGGCCCCCCGGGGCCCGGGGAAGCAGGGCGCCGACGACGCCAAGGCCCUCCUCACCCGUGCCGAGAAGCGCGACGCCGUCUUCGAGACCCAGCUCGCGCGCCUGAGCCUCGAGGACCGUGCGGCGCUGGCCCACCUCCCGUCCGCCGAGCAGCGCAGCGUGCUGCUGACGCAGAAGAAGCAGCUGGACAGGGCCGAGAAGGCGGCGAGGAGGCUGCGGACGAGGUUGGAGCUGAAGGCGAACAAGACGGGGCAGGGGCACUUUGUGAACGACGUUCCUGGGCGGCAGAACGGCUGA